Papaver somniferum (opium poppy) is the source of this 2785-nucleotide messenger RNA. RefSeq lists its product as uncharacterized. The transcript has 3 exons. Bases 738 to 2651 code for a protein of 637 amino acids. The record is from RefSeq and is a predicted model, not a curated record. NCBI's taxonomy places the organism in Eukaryota, Viridiplantae, Streptophyta, Magnoliopsida, Ranunculales, Papaveraceae. Gene Ontology annotation, biological process: asymmetric cell division.
AUAUUUUUGUCUGAAUGCAGAAUUAAAUGAAAUAACCUUAUUUUGUUGUUUUUCGAGAGUAUAGAGAUAAUGGAGUAAAUGAAAUGGGUGUUGUUCUUAAACCGAGGUUUCAAAUCUUUCAAUUCCCAUUCUAUCAUCACCUCCCAAGGGCGGGACUCAUUUCCUUCUUCUCCUCUUUACAACUUACAGACAACAACAACAACAAGCCUAAUUAAUUUAACAGCUUCAAUAUUUUUUUGGACAAGAGUAAGUAAAACAUCAUAUCUUUCUCUUAAAUUGUUAAUUCCAAAGUUCCAUUUUAUGAAAAGUCAUUGUUUUUCCUUAUUUUGAUCGGUUUUCCUAAUCUGGGUUUGGAUUCAUUAGAUUCAUCAAUUAGGUUUUGUGGGCCUUCUUUGUUUUGAUGUUAUUAUUUGCUGGUUCAAGGAUUUUUGAGUUAGGGCAUUGUUUCAUUUGUUUUAUAUAGUGACUGAGUUUAGAAAAUUUUAUGGAGUUUUGAGAGGGUUGUUGCAGCAGAUGCUGGUGCUGGAUUAGCUAAGCAUUGGAAAAAAAAAUCACAGGAGACAGAGGAAUGUUCUGGGGAUGUCAUUGCUGCUGGGAAAUCUAGUUCACACCCAGUACUGGAACAGGUAAGUAAUAAGACUUGUCCUUUCCGAAGAUUUGGGCGUAAACGAAUUGAAGAAGAGGCUUCUGCAAGUAGACAUGAAGUAUUGGGUAGAUUGGAUGAGAAGGUUUUAGAAAUGACAAGGGGGUGUGAUUCAGAAAUGGCAUCUACUAGUGGAUUUGAUGAUGAAAUGCUGGGGAAUUAUGGACUUGAUGGUUACAAUAUACUUUCGCUAUCGAGUUUGGCGCCUGGUAUUUCAAAUAAAAUGAAUGAUCAAGAUAAAGGGAAAAUGAUUCAGGUAAGUAACGAGGGGGAUGGUGAAUCCGGUGACAGACCACCUUCGAAUUGCAGAGGAGGAAUGGGUUCUUUUCAGUCGUAUGCGAAAAGUGGAAGCUCUCUUAGAAGCAGACGUGCUCGUGGGUUUUCUGCUAAACCAUUAAGUUCUUUAGAAAGUUGUCUUGUAGCUCAGCUUUAUAAGGAACACGUUGAAAUGGAAGAAUAUGUUUUUAGUACAUUCCCAUCUCCUUCGAGACAAACUGUGAGGCCACUUGUUGUUACUGAUGGAACCCGGGUAAUUAGUAGGGCGAGCAGCGAUUCUUACAGUGCACAUUUGGAUAGUGGAAAAAGUAUGUUGCAUAAUGGUUUUGAUGUUAAUCGAAAGGAUGUAGUAGUAGGGGUUCCACCUCUUCCACAGAUAGGUCCAUUGGAAAUUAAACAAAAAAGAGCAAAGGGGCGAGUUGGAAAGUUAAGCAGUUGCAAAACAAAGGUGAUGGGAAAAAAUUUCAUGUCACAAGUGUCGUCGGGAUCAGCCAAUGGGAUGUUUCUUUUCUGCCUUGGAAUAACUGUUGGGGUGAUGUCUACCGUGGUAGCAAAUAAAAGAGAAGUUGACAAGUUACAUGGGCUGUUAAAGCAGACUGAGAACUUGGUUCAAGAUCUACAGGAAGAGCUCGAGAUGAAAGAUUCACUUACAGUGAAGGAACUACCUAAUGAGGAUGAUGAAUCCCAAGAAACCAAUGAUCAUUCCUUCCAUAAUGUGGGUAUGACAUCAUUCUCUUCUGAGCUGUCAUCCUUGAAUUAUGGUGAUAAAAGAUCAGAUACUCAGAAACUUGAGCUAGAGGAAAACUCAGAAAUGAUGAAAAUUGAAGCAGAGCUUGAAGCUGAAUUAGAAAGGUUGGAACUAAACAUGCAAGCAACUAGUUUGGAAGGAAGACUGUAUGGUCUCGACGAGCUUGAUCCAGACUUAGUCGGCAACAUCGUUCAAGGGGAAUUGAGACCUGACAUGGUGAAAGGGGGUGCUGAUUUCCGAGCUGACUCAGAUAAGGACGCAAGUGGAACGUCUACCACUCAGACUGAAAAUGUGAACUACGCCGUGUCACCUAGAGCACUGAGCUUGCGAUUGCAUGAAGUUAUCCAAUCAAGACUAGAAGGAAGAAUUGAGGAACUCGAAUCUGAACUCCAAAAUAGCCAGAAAAGAGUAACCCUGAUGGAAUAUAAGCAGCAGCGGAACCUUCAGAGAAACUACUCAAAUGGUGGACCAAGGUCUUCAUCUCAGGAGAGUCUUACUGUAGAUGAAGAUAACUCGAUUGCACAACCGUUAGUUCUAAAUCUGUCUGGCGAUGCUCUGGAUUCUUACAAUGAGACGUAUGAGGAACUUUUGGGGGUAACACUUACAGAUGAAGAGGAGGAACAUACUCCAUCAACAGUGCGUCAUGGAAACCAAAUUAAUAAUGGAAGAUUACACUGGGAACGAAAUCUCUUUCCAAAUUGGAAUGGAACCACAGAGAAUGGGUCCUUUCAGCCAGUUAAAGUGAUCAAAGAAAGGUACCCUACGCCGAUGUCCUCAUUUAGUGAUAAGAGAAAGACAUUGGAGAGGUUCUCAAAUGAAGUUGGGGAGUUUGAGGAAGAAAAUGGAGAUGACGACUACGAUGAUGACGAUGGGGAUGAGAUGGGAAGGUUACUGAUACAAAAGAUUGUGGAGAAAACCAAGAAAGGUUCUCCUUUAGUUUUGAAUGCUCAAAAAUUGUUGUUUUCACUGGACGAUAAGGUAUAGUUAAAAAGGCUCAUUUAUUCAUUUUUGAGUUGUACAGAUUACACUUGACAGAAAAUAUGUUUUUCAUUUUUGUUCUGCCACUAAUUAUUUGCGUAAGCGCAAGAUACAGAAUUACCCAUUGAUUGUUGUAUGCA